AUGACCACUGAUCCCGGAUGGCCAUCGUCAACAGGAUCGUCGCUUCCGGCCGUACCAACCAGUGAUGAUGACGAAGCGGACAAGACUCUUUCGCUGGAGGCGUACGAAGCCCUAGCUGAUGAUAUGCCUAGUCGACUACGACCUGGCCUAUUGAGCGAAGCCGAAAAGUCAAUCGGGAAUAAACACAAGCGCGCUUUGAAUGAAAUUGACGUGCGCAGUUCGCCACCGUCCAAAUUUACUUGCCUUUCCACAAGUGAACCUUUCUCGCUGGACGGUGACUCGGGCUGGGACUUGGAUGAUUCGCAGCUGUAUUCGGAAGAAUCACUCUUGCUCACUUCAGAUGCUCCACCUUCAUCGCCCGUCCCACCGCAUGAGUCUGUACGGGCAACAUGGACGUCAACACAGUUGCUCAUCCAGUUUCUAGAAGCUGUGGAUCUGGACGUACAGGACUGUGGUCUCGACACUCCGCAGGGUACUCAUGUGAUGCGGGUCGAUACAGAGGUGGUGAUGCAGCACACAUCGAUCACCCAGCUGUAUGGGUUGUUCCGCCGCUGUGCCCGCGAUACAGAGAAAGCUCUUACCUCUGGCAUGAUGUCUAUGGACAGUACACCACGCACAUUGCUGGAUAUCGAUGCGCAUUUGCUCUCUCGCUCUUUGCAUUUGCUGGAAACGACGAUGCGGCAACAGAGUCAGCGCGCAGAACUUCGUCUUGAUUUGGACUUUGCGUCCUUAGAAGCUCAGGUGCGUGAUUCCGUCUCGCUGUUACUCUGUGCAAAGUGUUGUUUGAUUGUGUUGGGUUUUGAACAGCUGCCCAAAUUCUUGUUUUCAGAAGAGCUGCUUGAACGCUGCCUUGAUAUACUGAAACCCGCGCUUGAAGCAUUGGUUCUUCCUCUAGUUGAUGCAUGUUCGAAUCCUGUGCCAGCAGGCCUCGCAUUUCAUUUGAUUCAGGGCUCCGCGCCAGCAAGUCUUGUCGCAGAACUUGACAUUCAUCUGCACCAUGUUUGCUCGACCAUGUCUCUCCUAGAGCCGCUAUACUGCCUCAGCAGUGUCUCGGUACCUGAAACCCUUAUGACUCGGUGCGUCUUUCUCGCUUUAGCUCCGCUAUUUGCACAGGACCGUGGAUCCAUGACCACCACAACGAAAAAACAAACCAAUGACUCUUCCUUUACUCAUGCGCAUGUAUUGCGUCCCCUCCGGCUUUCGUGUCUGCAUAUACUGCGCAACUUGUUCGUGUUCUAUCCGACGCAGCGAUCAUGGGUGCUAAGCGAGAUACUUAUUUCUUUACAACAAUUGCCGGACCUUCGGCACAGGAAGAGGCACUUUCGCCUUGGAGGCGGUCAACGCAUUUAUGUUAUAACAGCUCUCUUACUCCAGCUUGUCCAGGCUGCAGCGUACGAGUCGCCCGCUUCUUGUGAACAAAGUCUUGCGUGGUUCGUAGACGCUGAUGUCAGGGAAACGCAAGACAAACCGCCGAGCCAAACCAAUCACGAGUCCGUGCAUGCACUGGCUAGUAGCAUUGCGGCAUUCCUUGUACAGCGAGUAGCAGAGGAUAAAGCAGGAAAGAACUCUACCGAAAUGAGCUAUGCAGCUAUCGUGUAUGCAAUUGUUGAAGACACGCUGGCGCUCGUUUUUCUUCCUGAAUGGCCGGCUGCGCCCAUGCUUUUAUCAUGCUUCAUGCGCUUGUUGGUCAACGUGCUACAUGAAGCCAAAGGUGCUCUAGAAGCCAAGGCAAUGGCACUCGAUCUUUUGGGCAUUGUCGCUGCACGUAUUCGACGUGCUGAAAAACAGCCACGUCCAAGAAAGAGCCAAGCUUGCCCGCCGACCAUGUCGAUUAUAUGCGCAUGUCUCGACGUGGAUGCACUGCGACAGACGCAGCAAGCGCAUUCGAGCCUCAUACAACGACUCAGUACUCGAAACAAACAAGAUCCGUCCAUCCUAGCGGCCAUUCGAUUUCAUCGUGCACAGUUCCUCUAUGACCUUGCGCUCGCAAUGCGAUCCUGCAAAAGCAGUGGCUUCCAAAACAACACGCAAGUUGCUGCGAAUGUCGGGGAUUCUGACAAGACAGAAGACCCAGCCAUUGCUUUGUUCCAGCAUGCGAUUGCAACUUGCGCACAGCAGAUGGAUCGGAAUGAUGGCCCUGUGCAGGUGGCUGAUUCACAUUUGAUCAUGUGGCUGGUGCUUCAGAGCACUUACUUCGUAUCGUUUUCGUUUCUCGUCGCGCCGUUGCUACAAUGCGCAAAUUCGUCUGUGUUGUCCGUACGACUGCGCGCGCUACGUGGACUUGGGUAUGUGGCGGAUGCAAAUGCAGACUUCCUGGAUGAUGAGCAUGUGCGCGAAACCAUUGCCUUGCAUAUCACGGAUACAAGUGCAAGUGUUCGGGAAGUAUGUGUGUCUUUAUUGGCAAAUUAUUUGUUGUACAUGCCGGCGAAGCUUCCAGUAUAUCUGGCAGACGUAUCUGAGCGUAUCAUGGAUACCGCUGUUGCCGUUCGCAAGCGGGUGAUUCGAUUUAUGCGUGACGUGUAUUCGCUGCGGAUUGACUAUGAUGCAAAGUUGAGGAUCAUGCUUCGAAUGCUCCGUUGCAUGCAUGACAUGGAUCCUACCGUCCAGUCACUUGCACUGGAGUGCAUGACAGUCAUGCUGUUUAGUGACAAGACUCGUGAAAGCCCUGCUGUCUUGGCGCGACUCUUUGCUGAUCUAUGUACGAGGAUCCGAGAGCGACCAUCACCGCUGGAAGAGUUUAUGCGCAGACUCGACAAGGAUAAGACAAGCGGCGACGAUGCACAGACUACCUCAGUUUUGGCACUUGGCGAGUUGGUGGAUGAACUUAUUAGUCAACUGUUUGCCGGUGACACGGAGCCAAUGGCCAUGCUUGAUCAACUGCGCGUCGUGCACAUUUCUGAGUCAAACACAGCCCAACGUGCUGACAAUUAG
This is a messenger RNA of Malassezia globosa CBS 7966, 2931 nucleotides long. RefSeq lists its product as uncharacterized. The record is from RefSeq and is a predicted model, not a curated record. The coding region runs from base 1 to 2931 and encodes 976 amino acids. Gene Ontology annotation, cellular component: Scc2-Scc4 cohesin loading complex. The transcript has a single exon. Gene Ontology annotation, biological process: establishment of mitotic sister chromatid cohesion; regulation of gene expression; establishment of protein localization to chromatin. Lineage: Eukaryota; Fungi; Basidiomycota; Malasseziomycetes; Malasseziales; Malasseziaceae. Gene Ontology annotation, molecular function: chromatin binding.